AUGCUCACGACCCAACCACCACCGUUUCACUCCUUGCCACUGUACGCUCACGCUCACGAUCCAACCACCGCCGUUUCCCAGCCACCAUCAUCGAUCGCCGUUUCCGAAGCCGCCGGUCCCUCUCGCGCGACCUCCCUUCCUCUCUUCUCACACCGCCUUCACAAAACUUGUCAGAUUGUUAUCUUCUGGAAGUACAAUUAUCGGCUUGGAGCUCUCCUUGACACGAUGAGUGCAUUAAAAAGCUUAGGUCUCAAUGUUGUUAAGGCAAAUGUCUUUUUGGAUUCUUCUGGCAAACACAACAAGUUUUUCAUCACAAAAGCUGAUACUGGCAGAAAAGUCAAAGAUCCAGAGUUGUUAGAAGCAAUUCGUUUGACAAUUAUAAAUAAUCUAAUUCAGUAUCACCCGGAAUCAAGUUCUCAGUUAGCAAUGGGAGCGGCUUUUGGACUUCUACCUCCGAAAGAGCAGGUGAUGAAUGUCUAUACUUUUCAGUUUCAGUUUGUAUUUGCAUUGUUUAGUCUACACUUGUUUAUGUACGGUUGCAAUUUAUAUAUGUGGAAAGCGACAAGAAUAAAUCAUAAUUUCAUAUUUGAAUUCUCGCCGACCACGGCGCUAAAGCAUAGAGAUGCUUUUCUGAUUUGUACUGUCUUCAUGACUGCUGUGGUUGGAGCGAUGGUCUUGCACCUUCUUCUAAGGGCUGCGGGGUUUUUUCCUGGCAAUGUUGACGCCAUUCCCGGAAUUCUACUUCUGUUUUUCAUAGCUAUGCUCAUUUGCCCAUUAGACAUUUUCUAUCGUCCAACUCGAUUCUGCUUCAUCCGCGUUAUUCGUAACAUUAUCUGUUCUCCUUUUUAUAAGGUUCUUCUGGUGGAUUUUUUUAUGGCUGAUCAACUAACUAGUCAGAUACCAUUGCUAAGACAUUUGGAAACAACGAGUUGUCACAUUUUAUCCCGGGUUUUCAAAACGCACCACCCUGAAACCUGUAGUUCCAGAAGAUUAUACAUGGAAAUAACCUACAUUAUCUCAUUUUUGCCAUAUUUUUGGCGUGCCCUUCAGUGUGUAAGAAGAUGGUAUGAUGACAGUGAUGUUGCGCAUUUGCCAAACAUGGGGAAGUAUAUCUCUGCAAUGGUUGCAGCAGGAGCUAGAGGAUUUCUUAAUCCUAACUCAAGAAAUGCAUGGCUAAGAGAUGAUUUAGUUUUGAAGAAUAAAAGCAUAUACUACAUGUCUAUGGCAUUAAAUGUUGUGUUAAGAGUGACUUGGACAGAAACUGUUAUGCAUUUCAAAGUUGGGCCUAUUCAAACAAGGUUGUUGGAUUUUAUGUUAGCUUCAUUGGAUUUUAUGUCUACCGAAGAUUUUAUAUUGCCACUGAACUGGCGACCAAAAUAUUCCAAGAAAACAACCCUCAAUGAGUGUAGUAUCGAGUAUCUACCAACUUCGGACUGUACCAAAGUCGGUCAUCUCACUACCCCUAAAGAGGCCAGGAUGGUCAAGUAA
Molecule: messenger RNA, 1488 nt
Organism: Vicia faba (fava bean)
Lineage: Eukaryota; Viridiplantae; Streptophyta; Magnoliopsida; Fabales; Fabaceae
Source: the annotation of a GenBank genome assembly